UAUAUACAUACGCCUGUCUCCAUAAUUUAGCCCAGCAACUACCAAAACCCGACUCUUCUUUCUUCAUAAAUCUUUUUUAUAUAUAUACUACCUACUUAUUCAUAAGGGAAACUCACAUAUAUUUCCUUCGUUGCACAACAAUGGUGAACAAAAAUGAACAAUAUGAGCGUGUCUUUAAUCACUUUGAUGAGAAUGGAGAUGGGAGGUUAUCACCGAGUGAGAUACAGCAAUGUGUUAGGGCGAUAGGCGGAGAGCUCUCUCUUGCUGAAGCGGAGGCAGCUGUUGAGUAUACAGAUUCUGACGGAGACGGGUUGCUUGGUUUUGAGGAUUUUGUUAGGUUUCUCGAAGGAGGUGAAGAAGAAGAGAAAGCGAACGACUUGAAAGAGGCCUUUAAGAUGUAUGAAAUGGAAGAAACUGGGUGUAUUACUCCUAGGAGUCUGAAGAGGAUGCUUAGCAGAUUAGGUCAGUCUUCCACUCUUGAUCAAUGCAAGACUAUGAUUGCUCAGUUUGAUCUUAAUGGUGAUGGUGUACUCAAUUUUGAUGAGUUUAAGGUUAUGAUGUUAUGAGGAGGAGGAGGCUAUUCAUACAGCCUUACCCUGACAUGACAUUUAUUGAUUCAUUUGUUGUACAUAUGAUUAUUUAUUCAUCAUUUAGUCAUUCAGAUUGCAAUAACAAAUAUGCCUCUGGCAUUUUGAUCGGUA
This is a messenger RNA of Ricinus communis (castor bean), 701 nucleotides long. Its product is annotated as calcium-binding protein CML38. Bases 141 to 566 code for a protein of 141 amino acids. Lineage: Eukaryota; Viridiplantae; Streptophyta; Magnoliopsida; Malpighiales; Euphorbiaceae. The transcript has a single exon. The record is from RefSeq and is a predicted model, not a curated record. Gene Ontology annotation, molecular function: calcium ion binding.